This is a messenger RNA of Rhipicephalus microplus (southern cattle tick), 2589 nucleotides long. RefSeq names its product mitochondrial chaperone BCS1 (gene Bcs1). NCBI's taxonomy places the organism in Eukaryota, Metazoa, Arthropoda, Arachnida, Ixodida, Ixodidae. Gene Ontology annotation, molecular function: ATP binding; ATP hydrolysis activity. The record is from RefSeq and is a predicted model, not a curated record.
GCUUCACGGUAAUCACACUUUUCCUUCUAGCCACGCCAAGUUUGAAACGGCGUACUAUGUGUGCUGCACUUACUAGCGCUAUGUGAACGCUUUGUAAAUUGACGCAUCUGCAAGAUUUCCCCGUCACUGUUUGGGCGGUCUACCUGUUAACCUCAUUGACUGGAUCCGGUCUUACCUUCACAAUCGCAAGCAGUAUGUUAAAGUAAAUGACUGCAUCUCUGGUAUUCUACCAGUAUCAUCCGGAGUUCCUCAAGGGAAUCGAAGCUCAAGUUUGCGGAGUAACGGCAACGUCGCGCCUGGCCUUGGCGGUGAGCUCCGGAAAACUUGAGGAGAAACGCCAGAGAGGUCGCAGGUUUCACGGAAGAGAUGACUGUGAUUGAGUAUCUGUCACAGCUUGGCACCAACCCAUAUUUUGGGGCUGGUUUUGGCCUAUUCGGGGUCGGUGCAGCAGCCGCAGCACUACGGAAAGGAAUGCAGUGGGGCAUGGUGCUGUUCAGGCGCCACUAUAUGAUCACCUUGGAGGUGCCCUGUCGGGACAAGAGUUACCAGUGGCUGCUGCAGUGGAUCACACAGCAUGCCCGCCACACACAGCACCUAAGCGUCGAGACUACCUUCUCACAGCCAGAGGCUGGUGGCAGUGCGCGCACCUCCUUCGACUUCAUUCCCAGCGUGGGCACACACUUCUUUGCGUAUGGGGGCUCGUGGAUCAGAGUGGAGCGAAGUCGGGAACAGCACACUCUGGACUUGCACAUGGGUGUGCCUUGGGAAACUGUCACGCUAACUGCCCUGGGUCGAAACCGGCAACUCUUCUUCCGCCUACUUGAGGAAGCCCGUGCCCUUGCUCUGGAGAAGGAGGCCGGUCGCACAGUGGUCUACUGUGCAAUGGGCUCUGAGUGGAGGCCCUUUGGUCUGCCGCGGCAGCGCAGGCCUUUGGACUCGGUCAUUCUGGACGCGGGCAUAGCUGAGCGUUUGCUGGCCGACAUCCGAGAGUUCAUUGCCAACCCCCAGUGGUAUGCUGACCGAGGCAUCCCAUAUCGAAGAGGAUACCUGCUGUAUGGACCUCCAGGUUGUGGCAAAAGCAGUUUCAUCACAGCCCUGGCGGGUGCCCUUGAGUACAGCAUCUGUGUGCUCAACUUGAGUGAGCGGGGCCUGUCGGACGACCGUCUGCAGCAUCUCAUGUCAGUGGCGCCCCAGCAGAGCAUCAUACUGCUGGAGGACAUCGAUGCUGCCUUUGUCAGUCGCGAGGAAAGCAGCACAGUGAAGGCAGCCUAUGAGGGCCUCAGCAGAGUGACAUUUAGUGGUCUGCUCAACAUGCUGGAUGGGGUAGCCUCUGCGGAGGCACGAGUUGUCUUUAUGACCACCAAUCAUCUGGACCGGCUGGACCCGGCCCUUAUCCGUCCCGGGCGCGUAGACGUGCGCGAGUUCGUGGGCCCAGCGAGUGACCACCAGUUGGCGGCGCUGUUCAGGCGCUUCUACCCACAGGAGGGCGAGGCAGACGCCGGCGCAUUUGUGCAGGCCGUGCGGCAAGAGUUUGGCCUCAUGCCCCUAAGCAUGGCGUUGGUGCAGGGCUACUUCCUCUUCCACAAGGACGACCCCCGGUCAGCCGUCCGAAACGUUGCGCAGAUGGCCAAGUUGUGAUGUCAAGCGUGCUUGUGCAGCAGUUGUAUGCAUGCGUGCGAAUCACAUUUUAUGUUCAAUAAUAAAAAAAAUAAACGCAGGUGUUUCGACUACUACAAAUAGAGCAAUGAAUUAGUAUUAUGUUGUUGGGCGGAAGAGAGAGCUGUUCGCUAUUCUGGCUGAUUGCAACAAAAUUUGCUCACACUGUAUAAUACAGUAGAACAUGUGACGGAAAUGCUGUGCCUUCUUGCACAAAAAAAAAAAAGAAAUUUGGAAUUGGGCAUGUUGUGCGUGCGCAUUAGAAGGAAUAGUGCUUAGCCUACAAGCGAUUCGUCUAAGGGUCGGGGUUUUGAAGCGUAUGUAUUUGGUGACGCAUUUGAAAAAGAAGUGCUGUGGCACAAGUAUUUAUGACAGCAGGUUCGGUCUUGGGUUCCGUGGUUGCAUUUCAAUGGGUGCGAAAUGGCAAGAAACGCUGGUGGGUGGGUGCAAAACAUUAUUGUUGUUCGGCAAGACGCAUGUUAGCGCGCAGUAGUAGACCACUUUCACAUCAGGACUGCCAGGUCAAGUUUGUCAGCCGCUCCGCGACCACGCUGGGCACUGCAGUUCAACACUGUGAAAGCUACGGGGUGUAAGAAAAAGCGUUAGGUAGAAGAAGCUAGAAGCUUCCGAUGAAAAAUCAGUAAGCAGGCACUUUGUCGAGCUGAGGUGUCGACAAGCAGACUUGUCUUCCUCAAGGGUAAAACACAACCGAUUUUUUAGUGCUUGCGUGUCUACGCAACACCCCCUAGAUUUCUUUUUAGCGGGUGUUGGUCUAAGUUUCGUGCUCUCUCCUCCAUCCUAACAAAGCAGGAGGGGAGGGGUAACAUUGAACGCGUGGGUAUAAAAGAGUGGGAUGGGUGGCUGUGACAAACUGUAUGAGUGAAGAAGGAACAGGUGUUCCGCCAAGGAAAAUAAAUCCCAUUUGUCAGAAGU